Cotesia congregata is the source of this 882-nucleotide messenger RNA. Lineage: Eukaryota; Metazoa; Arthropoda; Insecta; Hymenoptera; Braconidae. The record is from the annotation of a GenBank genome assembly.
AUUAAAAAAUUCAUAUUUUUUCUUCAUUUCAAAAAUCUUCGAAAAAUGUUGGACGACAUAAGGAUCUUUGUAAAAACUUCCAAUAAAUCAACGAAGAAAUUGUUUAACGAUUACAUUAAUCGCUAUGUGAUAGUCGUGAUAUUAAUAAACGUAUUUUCAGUUCCGUCGAUAUUUUCCAUGCUUUUUGGACCAAUAUUUCUUCCGCAGCUCUUUCCGCUGGUUGACAUCUAUCCUUUUGAAUUCCAAAAGUUCACAAUUUUGUAUUACUUCCUAUUUUUUACACAAGUGGUCGCUGUUUAUCAGCUGAUAAUUAAUACCAUGGUUAUUUUUAACUCCGUGGUGUUGUUCACUUACAUUAUUACGGAGUUCAAGGUUUUGCUCAAUGAAAUCGAGAGAGUUAUCAAGAAAUACGAGGAUAAACAGUUUAAUGCCCUCAUAAAGAAGCAUAUUCAAUGUAUAGAAUACGCCGAAAAUUUAAACUAUAUGUUACGAUUCAUGAUACUGAGAUGCUUUGUAACAGUUAUAGUGACUGUUAUAUUUGCUGCGAUACCUAUUUUAUUUUACACUAAAAUUUUUGAAAUGAUCCGAGGAAUUGCUAUUGUUAUCACGUCGUUAAUGUGUGUUUUGGCGUUUACUUUUCCUGCUGAUGAUUUGUAUAAGAUGGGAGAAGAAAUAGCACACGCAGUUUAUGAUUCAAAUUGGAUCGGAACUUCUUUGUCGUUACAAAAAUCGGUGAUUAUAAUAAUGUGUCGCUCUCAAAAACCUCUUGUUAUUAAAGUCGACGGAAUAUUACCUGCACUUACUUGCAAAUUUUAUGCAUCGUUUUUGUCAAUGACUAUGUCAUAUUUCACAACGUUGAGAGCUUUUGUAGAAAGUCAAUAA